AUGGACCAGCCGGGCCCGCGAGACCCGGUAGGACAGGCGUACACCCUGGACGUGCAGCACCUACGGAGGUCGGCGCGGGCGAUCAAAUGGGAAGUGCCGCAUCUCAGAGAUCAAGAUGACAAGCGCGGAGCCACCAAGCAGGAAGCCUUUUGUUGGAUCUUGUUCGGCUCAUCCAACGCAACAACUGUGAUUCACUUCGCUCGCGGUGAGCCAGCCUCUGCUUUGGUCCUUGCGCUCUUCACGUACUGGAGCUUGUACUCUGCCUCUGCAGAGUAUUCCACGCGCUUCACGGCAGACGGCUUGGACCACCGGAUCUUCUACAUGUUGUUAGCCAUCAGCAUCUUUGGCAUGGACCUCAACUGGACAGGGGACGUUUUGGGGAACGGCAACCGCGACGCUCGAGUGCUGCACCUGACCUUUCUGGCGACCUGCUAUAUGCUGAUCGGCAUCAUGUAUGCCCGCGUCGCGAUCUGGCUGCCAGUUUGUCGUAAGUAUGCGCUGUAUCACUUGCUGCUGAGCGCCACCAGCAUGGGCCUCUAUCUCAUUGCCGCGCGCGGCUCCGAACAACUCUGCCAGGUGCUUUGCUGGCUUGGCUGCGGCCUUUUCCUGCUGAGGACCUAUGGUCUGCCCAUGGUCCCACAUGUCGAUAACAUCACCAGACAGCGGAACGCGCAAGACUACAUCAGUCGCGCGCAAUCGGUGAUGAUCACCACCCUUGCCCUGGUGGUGAAAGUUGUGGCCAAGGGCGUGCAACCAGGACAUUUGACUUCCGCGAACUGGCAUCUGCUUCUGCUGUCCGUGGUGCUGGUGCUGCUGGUGAAGAUGCUGAUGUUUGACGUGCACAUUGCCGAGACGAGUUGGCACGCGGUACGUUGCUCCUCCAAUGUGCGGCCCACCUUCUUCCUGAGCCUGGUGCCUGUGGCCAUGGCCGGGGUUAUGAUGAUGGCGGCGGGCUGCUUUUUGGUGUUGGACCUUGAGCUGCAGGACUACGACCAGAAGAAAGCCUGGAUCAUCAGUCAUAAGGCAGGAAGGCACUUCAGCUAUGGCUUUGGGCUGAUGCUUCUGGCAUCCACGGUCAUGCGAAUCCUGCACGACCCCCCGGCAAUGCCCGCUGUGCCAAACACGCACCGCAUCCUGAUGAUGUGGCGAGUGCAAGUGCUGGUCCAGCUGCUCCUCGCCGCCUUCUCGCUGCUCUCCGCUCGCCGCACCUCGGGCCCCGCGGGGCUCUACCGAUGUGUGGCUCUCACGGCCAUGCUGGUGGUCUUGAAUCUGCUGGACGAGAUGGAAGAGCUGGGCCACUACCGCGGGAACUGGCGCGUUGUGCGUACGGUGCGGAACCUGAGCCGGAUCACCAGCUUGAUGAAGAAGGAGGAGGCCACGCAGACCGCGGCGAGCUCUAUGAAUCUCGGAGGGUCCAUGGUGAGGCCCGUGGCCAAGAAACAGGUGGCUGGCUACCUGCUCGAAAGGAAAAUCGGGAAAGGCUCCUAUGCCACGGUAUGGAAGGGCCGGGAUGAGAAACACGAGCUGGUGGCAAUCAAGGUCAUCAGCCGCCAGACCAUCACCGAAACGGCGCAGUUGCGGCAAGAGGUUGAGGUAUUGCGCAAGAUCUCGCACCCCAACAUCGUUCGCUUCCGGGACCUGAAGAAGAGCCCUGCUCACUUCUAUCUGGUCCUGGAGUACUGUGCAGGCGGAGACUUGUCCCAGUUCCUGCGAGCGAAGGGGCGAGUACAGGAGGAGACGGCGCGGCGGUUUCUCACGCAGAUCGCCAGCGGUCUAUCGGUGCUUCAUAGCUCCAACCACUUGCACAGGGACCUGAAACCGCAGAACAUUCUGCUCAGUGAUUGCUCGAUGGAUCCCGUGCUGAAGCUUGCAGACUUUGGCUUCGCGCGCGCCCUGCAGCCCCAAGACAUGGCGGCCACGGUCUGUGGAUCUCCACUCUACAUGGCCCCGGAGAUCCUGCGACACCAGCCCUACGACGCCAAAGCAGACCUGUGGUCGGUUGGGGCCAUUCUCUACGAGCUGCUGAUGGGAAGGACACCCUUCUCAGGGUCCAACCCGCUACAGCUUCUGGCGAACAUCGAGAAGAGCACCGGCUUGCAGUUCGAAGGGGUCCAGCUGUCAGCCCAAGGCCAAGACUUCCUGCGGGCCUUGCUGGUGCACAGCCCUGCACAGCGCCUCUCGAGCCAGGAGUUUAUGGCGCACAACUACGUGAGCCUUGAAGCCCCCGCGCCCGCGGACGCGCCAAGCCCCCCAUCAGAUGGACAGGGUGCGGGCAGCUUCGUGAUGACCGAGUGGGUUUCGAAAGCGGAGAAGGCCGAGGCAGGCGUGUCUCCUGCCGCCUUCCGCUCACCGGAGGAAAGCCCGACCGCAGAAGCGGAGAAGGAGUUCAUCACCGCAAGCACGAGCGCCAGGGGACGAUCAGAUCAAGCGGGUCGAGGAGCUGACGGCAUCCGAGGCGGGAGCAGCUAA
Effrenium voratum is the source of this 2469-nucleotide messenger RNA. The record is from the annotation of a GenBank genome assembly. Lineage: Eukaryota; Dinophyceae; Suessiales; Symbiodiniaceae.